AUGCAGCACCGCCAGGCCUUCAAGGUCGUCCCCUCGACGCCCAACUUCACCGUCGACUCGUCCGACUCGCCCUUCUCGACCCUCCCGCCCGACGCGCAGCUCCCACAUGCCCCUUCGCCGCCGUCCUCCGUUCACGACCCGACACCUCGCGCGUCUCCCGCUGGCGGACUGUCGAGCUCGUUGAAUGGGCGGGAAAGACCGGCGGAUGGGUACCGAGACUCGUCGAGCGAGUUCUUUGCCGGCAGCGCGGGGGAAAAGUACCCGCCUCUGCGGCGAGACGGAGGAAGGGGAACGGAAGUCGAUGGCUCGUCGACGGUACACCUUCCGCUGCUGAGCUCGUCAGGAGAAGACGACGACUUGGCGGAGAACACGUUCCACCAUUUCUCGCGGAGCGGGCGAGGCGGGCGCGGGCCAGGUGCAAGCUGGUCGGGCAUGUUCUUGCAGAACGGGCGGGGGCGGAUACACCCGCUCUUGCUCGUGCCGGCCUUCUUGUUGGGUAUUGCGCUAGCGGGUACGGGCGCGAUGGGCCCGCUGAUGCGAGGAGCGAGUCGAAGCGCUAUGAGCCGCCUUUCGUCUACCACGUCUCUCUUCUCCGCCUCAGGCAGCCCAAACUACACCCUCCACUCCUCAGGCCACCUCUACGUCUACCCAUCCGCCCUGCACCCCGCAAGCGACACCUCCAUCUCCUCCUCCGCGUCCGACCCCAGCCAACACACGAUGCGCCACCCCAUACACGACCUUAUCGCGAAUGCGACGAAGAUGUGGGAGGACAAGUUGCAGAGGCAAAGUAAGACGCUGGAGGAGGCGGUCAGGGAGUACAAGAGGAGGUUUGGGCGGAGACCGCCAAAAGGAUUCGAUGACUGGUUCCGCUUCGCCAAAGAGAACGAUGUCAUCCUCGUCGACGAAUUCGACCAAACCUUCACCGACGUCCUUCCCUUCUGGGCUCUCUCUCCCACUAUCCUCCAACAACGCGCCUCGAAGCUCCAAAUCGACUCGUCGACAUUCACGAUGGUCAUCCGCAAGGGAGUGGUCGAGAUUGCCGGUGCGCACGCGAAGGACGGGAGGGCGAAAGAUCAGGCGGCGUUGAUGAAGAGGUGGGCGAGGUGGGUCCCGGAUGUCAACAUCACGAUGUCGGCACACGAUGGGCCGAGUAUCAUGAUGGACCAUGGGACGAGGCAGAGGCAUCUCGACUAUGCGAAGGCGGGCAAGCUCAUACCUGACGCCGAGGCCGACAACGUUGACGAAGAUGCAGCCUUCUGGGGCUUCCCGCUCGCAUGUCCUCCCGACUCUCGUCUGCGCCGAGCGUACGACGGCCUCGAGAUCGACACGCUUCCGCACGGACCGAGCUUCAUCGCCGACCACCUGCAGACGAUGAACAUGUGCGAGAACCCCGAGUGGCAGUACUUGCAUGGCUUCACGUCGUGGCCCGGCAUGCGCCCGCAAACCCUCCGCCCGCUCUUCUCGUUCGCCAAAAUGUCGGUCCACUCGGACCUGCUCCUGACGCCGCUCGAGCAGUACUGGGACAUCGAACCCUGGGACCCGAAGUGGGAGGACAAGCCUCACAACAAGGCCGUCUGGCGCGGGACGACCACAGGCGUCUGGUUCGACCGCGGGACGUGGUGGAGGUCUUCUCAGCGCGUGCGGAUGUGGUUCAUGGGCAAGGACAAGGUCGGCGAGCAGCGCGUACGCUUUUCGGGCGAGGGACUCGAGACGCCGCGGGGGACCGAGAGCCUCGUCGAGAAGAAGGUCAAGACGAUCGAGUUGAUGGACAAGUACAUCGACUUUGCGUUCACGGGCAAGGCGGGUCAGUGCAGCGAAGAGGACGGAAGUUGCGACGCUGUUCGCAAGCUGUUCGACUUCCAGCGCGCGUUCGGGUGGAACGAGGCGAACGAGUACAAGUACAUGCUCGACCUCGACGGGAACGCCUGGAGCGGACGCUUCCAUCGCCUCCUCUCGACCAACUCGGUCGUUCUCAAGAGCACCAUCUUCCCCGAGUGGUACGCCGGCUGGAUCCAGCCUUGGGUUCACUACAUCCCGCUGAAGAUCGACUACACCGACCUCUUCGACAUCAUGUCCUUCUUCGCCGGCGACCUCGACGGCCGAAACGGCCACGACGCGCUCGCGAAGCAGAUUGCGGACAACGGGAAGGAGUAUGCGACCAAGUAUUGGCGGUAUGCGGAUAUGGAGGCUUACUUCUUCCGUCUCGCGCUGGAAUGGGCGAGGGUCAGCUCACCGGAUCGCGCGGCGAUGGACUACACAGGACCGGGCGCAUGA
Messenger RNA from Rhodotorula toruloides NP11, 2274 nucleotides. Its product is annotated as glycosyltransferase family 90 protein. The record is from RefSeq and is a predicted model, not a curated record. Lineage: Eukaryota; Fungi; Basidiomycota; Microbotryomycetes; Sporidiobolales; Sporidiobolaceae. The transcript is spliced from 10 exons. Bases 1 to 2274 code for a protein of 757 amino acids.